Messenger RNA from Heteronotia binoei (common prickly gecko), 5283 nucleotides. Its product is annotated as scaffold attachment factor B1-like. Bases 141 to 5069 code for a protein of 1642 amino acids. Gene Ontology annotation, cellular component: nucleus. The record is from RefSeq and is a predicted model, not a curated record. The transcript has 27 exons. Gene Ontology annotation, biological process: regulation of transcription by RNA polymerase II; regulation of mRNA processing. Gene Ontology annotation, molecular function: sequence-specific DNA binding; RNA binding. NCBI's taxonomy places the organism in Eukaryota, Metazoa, Chordata, Lepidosauria, Squamata, Gekkonidae.
GCGUGCGCAAGGCCUCUCUGCUGUGUCUGCCGCGGCCGGUGCCUUCCCGCCAUUUUGUCUGAGGGAGGGGAGACAGAGGACUCUCCGGUCGCCUCCUUCGCUCCGCGCGGAGGGAAGAAAGAUCCGAGCCCCCGGCCGCGAUGGCGGCGUCUGAGUCCGAAUGCCAAGCGUCGUCCGGGUCGGGCGCGGAAGACGCGUCGCCGCUUCUCCCUCCCCCUGCGAGCGCCGCCCCGGCGGGCCGCCGCCUGUGCGACCUGCGGGUGAUCGACCUGCGCGCCGAGCUGAAGCGCCGCAACCUGGACAGCGGCGGCAACAAGAGCGUCCUCCUCGAGCGCCUCCGCAGAGCCAUUGAGGAAGAGGGGGGGAAUCCUGAUGAAAUUCCAGCUGCUGCUGAAAUUACCAAUAAGAGAACACCCAAAAGAACCAUAAAAGGACGUAAACCAGAAGAGGAAGAUGGUGAAGAUAAUGGAUUGGAGGAGAACUCGAGAGAUGGGCAGGAGAAUACUGAAGCAAGUUCAGAUAACUUGCAGGAUAUUGACAUGAUGGACAUUAGUGUGUUAGAUGAAGCUGAAACCGAUAAUUCCAGUGCCAUCGAUUGCAAGGAUGAUUACAUUGCUGAAAAUGUUCUUGACUCUGAUGAGAAAGAUAAUACUGACACAGAACUGAAGGAACUUCCUGAUCAGCUGAUGGAUAAUGAGGAGAAUGGUGAGAAACUUGAUAACAUGCUGGAUGCUGCUUCCUCUGAUUUAGCAGCAGAGAAGGUAAUAGCCAAAAGCAGCCUCAUGGGCUCAAAAAGCACAAGUCCGGAAAGAAACUCUCGAAGCACACCGAUACCGGCCAUAAGGCUUAAAAAAAAAUCGCGUCAUUCCGAAUCCACGGAUUUGGCGCCCAAGAAAUCUCGUCAUUCCGAAUCAGCUGAUUCGGCUUCGAGAAGACCCCACGAGUCCCACUCGGCUCCCAAGAAACCUCGAACACCGACCUCGGCUUCGGCGAUAAUGGAUCCCAUCUCCACGCCUUCGACCCAGCUGGCACUCCCACCGGAACUGUCGGCGCCGACCGAUGUCAUCACCGACAUGCCGCAAUUAACGCCCCAUUCAUCCACGGCAGUGGAAGUGAUACCGAUCCAAUCCCGUUCGCCCUCGGUGCAUAGCGUGGUUCCUUCUGAGUUUCUCGAGUUUGACCCGUCUGCUGACCCGACUCAAACAUACCUCAGACCAUCUCUCCGGCCCGGGUCCUUCCGAGAUAUCGGGGACGUCUCUAAGCCGCGCACUGCCUCCGCCACGGUUUCGGUCGCUCCGCCGGUCAUUGCUCCCACGGACCACCGGGCUCAGAUCACCAAGCCUCAGACUGGCGUUUCGGACCCGGCCCCAUCACUGCAUCCUCCUUCGGGAGAGGACUUCCACUCCGAGGGCGAAUCAUCAGCAUUGUCAGACUCAGAAGACCAUCCUGACUCUGUAGUCUCCGACUCGAUGCCACAGCCCCGCCUCUCUCCAUCUGACGUGUCCAAGGCCUAUCUACAUCUGAUCACCACCAUGGCUGAGAAUUUAAAUAUUACUCUUCCGUCGGAUUCACCUAAGGUGUCCGACAUUGUGCAUGAUUUGGUCCAAGAGACUUCCCACCGGGGUCACUACUACCCAUGCUACCAGUGCAUCUCGAGGGCCUCCGCGAGGGUCUUUGCUUCGUCUGUUGCUCUGCGCCGCCACGCUUGGCUAAGGUCCACUAACUUGCAACCGGACAUUAAACAAAAAAUUGAAGACCCCCCUUUUGAUGGUCUAGGCCUCUUCCAUGCUUCCACGGACGAAGUGCUCACCUCAGUCGAUGAUGGCCGUAAGCGUGCUAAACGUUUGGGAGUCUCCCAACCUUUCUCCCAACAAUUCAAUCGUGCAAAACCCUGGAGACCAUCGUUCCAGAAACGCCAACGGUCACCCAAGAGGAAUGACUUCUGGAAGAGGAAGAGCGUGCAGCAGAAGCCUCAGUUCCAACAAAGGCCUCGGGCUUUCACCAAGUGCAUGGCAGUGGUGGCAGCUGCCCUUCGCAUUCGGAACAUCCCUGUCUUCCCAUAUAUCGACGACUGUCUCUUCAUAGCACCAACUCAACAUCAGUUAGAGAUGAAUCUCCACACAGCCCUUCUCCUUCUGGAUUCCCUGGGCCUGCGUGUGAAUUCCACCAAAUCACACCUCACUCCCACCCAGGACCUCAAGUUCAUAGGGGCCCGUCUGUGCACCUCCCUUCACCGUGCCUUCCUCCCCGAGGAUCGAGCGCUCACAAUCAUCGCCCUAGCAAAGUCAGUCCAACAGGAGCCGCUGCAGUCUGCAUUCACCAUCCAACGCUUGCUGGGCCUUAUGGCCGCCACGACAUCGGUCAUUUAUUUUGCCAGGCUACAGAUGAGACAACUACAGCUCUGGUUUGUGCGUGCCUACCAUCCUCACGUGCAACCGCAGAGCAUUUUACUCACUGUUCCCCAGAGAGCACUUCUUUCUCUCACUUGGUGGACCGUACCCAACAACCUCCUUGCGGGCAUGCCGUUUCUCCCGACUCCUCCGAUGGCUACGGGUGGUGAGAUGAAGAUUCGUGUGUUAGAUGAAGCCGAAAUAGAUAACUGCAGUGCAGUAGAGUGUCGAACAGCUGGCAGUGCCGAUAGUGGGCUUGACUCCCUCUCUGGCAGUAAAGGAAAUGCUGGGGCAGGAAGGAGAGAACAUCCACAGCAGCUUGCAGGAUGCCCUGCAGGUGACAUGGAGGCACCUCCACAAUUGCCAGGCAUUAAAGAAGACCCGAGAGAAAUACCAGUAGCCGUGGUUGAAGGUGAAGAUGCUAGAAGUGCCAUGGAGCUGGGACCCUCUGAUUUCAUCAGUGAAAAGGAAUUGGAAGAAUUUCCUCUGGAAUCAGAAAAUGAGAAAAUGCUCGACAUUUUGGGUGACACUUGUAAAUCUGAGCCCUUUAAAGAAGACACUUCCGAAGCGGAGCAGGCACAGGAAGCGAAAAACCCGUUGGCGGGCGAAAAGGCAGCCGAGGAAGAGGAAGACGCGCUUGCCGCCACCGCCCCUCUGUUGGAAGAAGACCUUUUAGAUACGGAGAGCCCCUCAGCCCGGGCUGCAGUCAGGAAGCAGGAGGAGGCGGAGGCAAAGCACUUAGUGGUAGCGGCAGGGGAGCUGAGCGAGCAGACAGGCGAGGAAGCCCAGCUGGACUCGGACUCUGUAGCGGUAGAGAGCAGGAGUGGUGGUGGAGGAGGAGGAGGUGAAGGAGAUGAGAGUAGCAAAACAGCAGCCCAGAGUCUGGAAGCCAGUAGUGAGGCCAGUGUGGCCAGCCAAGAGGCCACGAAGAUGGAAGAGAAAUCUCAGUGUGAGGAAGACUCCUCCUCUGCCACUAGAGAGGCCUCUGCCCCAGAGGGUGGUGAUCAGAACACGAGUUUGAAAGCAGAUCCAGAGGCUAAAGGCACUUCAAGAGAUGAGAAGGCCCGGACCAGUAGUGGUUCUGGUAGAAAUCUGUGGGUUAGCGGACUUUCCUCUUCGACUAGAGCUACAGAUCUGAAAAACCUGUUCAGCAGAUAUGGAAAGGUGGUGGGUGCAAAAGUGGUGACCAAUGCCCGUAGCCCUGGGGCUCGUUGUUAUGGCUUUGUCACCAUGUCUUCAUCCGAGGAAGCGACCAAGUGCAUCAGCCACCUCCACAGAACAGAGCUGCAUGGGAAAAUGAUCUCUGUGGAAAAAGCCAAAAAUGAACCUGCUGGGAAAAAAACAUCCUUGGACAAGAAAGAAAAUGAAACCAAAAAAGAAAAGGAGAGACACCAUUCUGUUGAGACCAAAUCAGAAAAGCCACCUGGGGUUAAAAAAGAAGAGAAGGCAGACAAAAAGGAUGAUACGAGUAAGUUGGAAGAGAGAGGUGGCGAAGAGGAAAAAGAAACAGGCGAGAAGAAAGCAGGCUCCGUGGAUCGUGCAGGAUCUGUUAAAUCAGCCAGUCGAGGAGCUGAACGGACAGUGGUUAUGGAUAAGUCCAAAGGAGAACCAGUAAUUAGUGUGAAAACUACAACCACAUCAAAAGAGAGAAGCACAAAGAGCCAGGAUCGCAAGUCAGAGAGCAAAGAGAAGCAAGAUAUCCUGUCUUUUGAUAAGAUCAAAGAGCAAAGAGAACGAGAGCGACAGAGACAGCGGGAACGAGAGAUCAGAGAGACAGAACGUCGUAGGGAGCGUGACCGGCGGGAGCGAGAGCAGCGGAUCCAAGCUGUCCGGGAGCGAGACGAAAGGCAACGGCUGGAGAGAGAACGGGAGAGGCUGGAGUUCCAGAGGCAGCGCCUGGAGCGGGAGCGGAUGGAACGUGAACGCCUGGAGCGGGAGCGCAUGCACAUAGAGCAAGAGCGGCGACGGGAGCAGGAGCGGAUCCAGCGUGAGAGGGAGGAACUGCGGCGGCAGCAGGAGCAACUGCGCUAUGAGCAGGAAAGGCGCUCAGCCCUGCGGCGGCCCUUUGACCCAGAUGGGAGGCGGGAUGACUCGUACUGGUCGGAGACGAAGCGGAUGGCUCUGGAAGACCGAUACCACUCUGACUUUGGCCGGCAAGUUCGUUUCCAUGGGUUUGACCACCGAGACCGUGGCCGUUACCAGGAUCAUCCAGCGGACAGGAGAGAAAGUUCAAGAGGACUGCCAGAUCGAGAUGGACAGCACUACCCUGAUGACCGGCAUGGAGGACCUGAUCGUCACUCACGAGGCUCACGAGACAGCUGGGGCAGCUAUGGUUCUGACAGAAGGUUGAGUGAAGGGCGUGGGCUACCUCCAGCAUCCAGAGAUGGACGUGACUGGGGAGAUCAUGGGCGCAAACUUGAGGGUCAUCAGGAUCGGUCCUGGCAAGAUGGGGAGAUGAUGGGGCGCGACCAUGAGAGAUGGCAAGGUGGGGAUCGGGGCAUUCCUGGUCCAGCAGGCCCUAGUCCUGCAAUGGGCAGAGGAGGAAUGUCUGGGCGUGGUGGGUUCGUGCAAGGCGGAGCCCAGAACCCGGCGGUGCCGGAAGCUGGUGUACAAGGCGGCUUCACAGGCCAGGACAGACCAACCCGACCCAAUGACACUCGUUUCACUCGGCGCUAUUGAAGACCCUUCUCCCAUUUAAUGCAAGAACGUCAUUACCGGGGUCAUCUCCUUGGACUCUUGUCGAGAAAAGGGUUGAACCACAAUGCCCUAUUGUAGCUUGCAGAUAAUGUGAACUCCAAUACUCCCUCCUCAUAUGUUUUUGUUUGGCUACCACUUGCUUGUUUCAGAGGAAGCAUUCCAUUUUCCAUGAAUAAUAAAUCUCUGUUGUGCUCUG